Molecule: messenger RNA, 2833 nt
Organism: Galdieria sulphuraria
Lineage: Eukaryota; Rhodophyta; Bangiophyceae; Galdieriales; Galdieriaceae
Exons: 2
Coding region: 27-2807 (926 amino acids)
Source: RefSeq, a predicted model, not a curated record
GAGAAGAGGGAUCUUGUGCCUUGGACAUGCCAACGUCAUUAUUAGGACGCAAUCCUUUUCUCAAAAGAGCGAGGAAAGAAAAUGAAGAAAGAGUAUCUUUGGAAGUUUCCAGUUCCCCAAAACCUGUUCAAAGUAGUGAUCAGGCAACUUGCGAAAAAAAGUUCCAACAACCAACGGAACAUAACCACCUUGUGUUGACAGAACAGGAAAUCGACAAUAUACUGAACGACACAGAUCCUCCACCAGUAAACACUACCAACGAUAAUAAGUAUGCUAUCAAAACUGUGGCUAGAUUAGAGACUGUCAACCAACAAAGAUCUUCCUUGUUUUCCUUUCAACAACACACGGAAAACGAUCUGAGAAAGGUUUGGCGUGUAAAGAGGAAGGCUUCUAAAACCAAAGUGGAAACAAAGGAAAAUAGCUCAAUUCAACAAAAAGUUGGUUUUUCCGUUGAUAACCUUGGUAGCAAUCACAUUCCACUGAAAGCAGAGUUGGUAGAGGAGCCACAGAAAGAGACAACAAGUAUAAACGACGAAGGUAACUCCGAAACACCACAAAAUGGGGUUGCAGAACAGUCUACACUUUCGGAAAAGCCUUGUUUGAAAGCGAAAAGAUUCUCUCCCAGAAAACUUUCUCUUAUAAGAAACUAUAUAGAUACAUUGAAAAAGUUACAAGAUAAUCAAACCACACAUGUAGCAGAAUGGGGAAGAAAGAGAAUGAAACAAUUGAUAGAAGAACUACGAACUAAUUCACAGGAUGAUGUGCAAUCCACAGAAAAUGCAAGUCAAACUUCAUUCAGCAAUAUAGAAAAGGAUAUAGUUGAAGUUGAAAGCAUAGGCGACCUUACACAUAUUUCCAAUUGCUCAACACCCAAAGAAGAAAAUUCUUCCAACAUCGAUAAUACCAUCUUUUCAAGUUAUUCUUCUCUAUUGGACAAAGAAGGAAACAAUUCAUCCAACAUUUGCAACAAAGAAACCGAUACGUUGGAAACAUCUUUUGCUGACUUGGAUGCCAAUACUAUUGAGAAAAUAGCCUAUUUUCUACAACAACAAGAACAUUCUCUCAGGUAUCUCAGAACACAACAUGUUACUCAAAGGAGACUUCUCAAAGCAUUUUUGGAAGAUGCUUCUGAGGAAAAGUUGGAAAGUGAUUUCUUUGUUCAACAUAUUCAUCAAUUUAUCUCAUUAUCUUACUUGCCUAAUAAUAAUACAGUGGACUCCCAAGUUCAGAUGGAGUCUUCCAUCCAGUUAGGAGGGUCUUCCAUUUCGUGGUCCGGUUCUUAUGAUUUUGCUUUACAUGCAAUGAAAGAAUAUAUAUUGGAAUAUCCAGCAGUUUUUGAAGUGUCCUUUCCACAAGGUCGUAAACAACAAGUCGCACAAAGAGCUUUGUUUAGUUAUUUGGCUUUUAAUCCUUUGGCAAAUGGCAUCGGAGCAAGACAAAAGGUAGUUGAAUACUAUCGAAAAUAUCAAUCGAUGCGACAACAAACGGAAAAUGGGAAUGGCAGUAUUCGGAUUGAACGUCUGUUGGAACAAGCAAUGGAACAGCGCUCCUCAAGUCAUAAGAAACAACCCAUCUUUAUUCCUUACGCAAAGGAUAGAAUACCCUUUGAUAAGGAACCCGUUGCAAAGGAGUGGUGUAUCAAAGUCUUGAUGGAUAAGAGAAAGCCCGAACAUGAGAUUCCAUCGGUUUCCUAUUUGAGUGAAUUGGUGGAAAAUGCCAAACAGCAUUCUCCUCAUAUGUACAGUUGGUAUGAAGACUUUCAUUGUCUUAUUCAUGAAUGCUGUGUGAAAGACAUGUCUGAAACUCAACUCUUUCUUUCUUGCUUGGCUACUUGUUCACCCAAUUCUUCACUUGCACAAAACACGGUCAAUGCGAUGUUGAAUUUUCGAGCUCUAAGCCAAGGCAAACGUCCACGUUGGGGACCUUAUCCGAUGCGAAGUUUGAUCAACUACUUGGCAGGAGCAUUGGGAAGACCAUCGGGACAUAAAGUUCGAGCUUUCUUGGAAAAUUUAUUAUUUCCAUUGCAAAGCAAAAGUGUAACUAUCGACACACAUAUGCAGAAGAUUGCAUUGGGAACAGGUCGUCAAAGUCUUUCUCCCUUGGAAUAUGCUGUUUUAGAGGAUUACUUUCGAUUUGUGUCGGACAAAAUGUCUGAAGCAUUACCCCAUCGUCUUCAAUCCUCUUUAUGGUCAGUCGUAGCUGGAAAUAUGGAUUACUGUUCCGAAUUAGAAAACUAUCGAAAGAGAGUUAUUUUGAAUCUACCAAAGGAAAUGGAUUCUUCAGCACGAGACAUUUUAUUGCUUCAUUUACGUCGAAUGCUUUUAGAGUUGGGUUAUUUAUCGAGAAAAGAUUGCGAUACUGCCAAAGAUAACGCAACGAUUACAUUUUGGAUAUAUGUUCCUUUGAGAAAGGAAACAGUGAAAAGUUUAAAAGGUCACAUUGCAUUGCGACGUACGUUUGCAAAGAAGCAGCAACGGCAACUUCUUGCUCAAGAAGAACAAGAGAUAGCUGAAUAUGAAAGAGCCAUUGAAUAUUGUAUGUCAAAAGGAGAAGAAGAAGUGAAGAUUGACAAUCCAUCCGAUUUGAAAUGGUUUUAUCGAGACUGGUGUCAAAUUCAGUCUUAUUGUGAACCUGGUAAGUUGCAUUGGAAUGAAACCAGUUGGUUGGAUGGCAUAACAGAUGAGAAUAUUAUUUCUCUCAAAGACGAUUGGUUGGACCACGAAGAUCCUUAUUUUGGUUCUCACCAAUAUUUUGAUUCUUGUCGCGACUUGCAAAUCAUUUUGCAACGCAAUGGAUUAUGGAAAUGAUUUUGAAUUGGAUUGUGUGGAGCUGA